AUGAGCCAUCUGAAACGAGGUCGCGAGGACCUUUCGCCGCCCAGUGAGUCUGGAGAGAAGCCAGCUGCCGCCGACCGCAGCCCCGACCUGCCCGCCGAGCAGCGAGCAAAGCGCGUCAAGCAUGGCAUUGAAGGAAAGAAGAAAAAGAUAAUUCGCUUCAAGAUGGAACCAGACUUGGCCCGCUCCAUCAAGCUCGGAUCGAGCCUCUGCAAACGCAUCUUGCCCGAUAUCCCUCUUGUCCAAAAGCCAAAAGAGUCUCCGGAAAACGCCCAGGAGACCGAACCCUCAUUCCCAGUAACUCACAAUGCGGCCAAGUUCGAAAUUGAGACGAUGGACGACGAAAACGAGACGGACAGCAACGGUCUCAAGAAAAUCGAAAAGCGUCUCAAGAAAAUUGAAAAGAGCCUCAGCGUUCAGCCUAUCAACGUAGCAGAGGAGCUGGAGUCGGUCAAGAAGAGCUUGGCGACGGUGGAGGCGAACCAGCAGUACGAGAAAGCCCGGGCCAUAUUCCGCCACGAGAUUCUCUUCAAUUCGAUCAAGAAGGUUUCCCAGGACGUCAAUCAGAUCAAGCAGCAACAGUCCAUAGCACGAAAGCAGACGAAGGAGGAGGGAUAUGACGAGAUUGUCAUCAACCUUGACCCGGAUAUCCCGGCGGUCGAUACCCCCAAGGCCAACAAGAAGGGAGCCAGUGCCGGCACUCCAAAGCCCGUCGACAAGGGCUGGGUGAGCCCCAAGACGGGAAACCGGAAGAAGGAUUCUAAGAGAGCCAUGGAGCAGUGCCUCCGCCUGUUUAUGAAGCAGAUGAACGAUGCAGCUACCGCUGAUAGUCUCUGCAGCAAGGGGGAGCUCUGCAUCCAGUACGCUGAGGAUCUCUUGAAGAUGAUGGAGUAGGCUCCGCUG
Lasiosphaeria miniovina is the source of this 900-nucleotide messenger RNA. RefSeq lists its product as uncharacterized. Bases 1 to 891 code for a protein of 296 amino acids. The record is from RefSeq and is a predicted model, not a curated record. The transcript has a single exon. Lineage: Eukaryota; Fungi; Ascomycota; Sordariomycetes; Sordariales; Lasiosphaeriaceae.